ACAAAAGAGGAAGAAGAAGAAGAAGGGCUCUGCGUGCCUUGUUCCGUCAGGUCAGAGGUCAAUCUGCGCGCCUCUCAUCCUCACAUCCACUAUUAUAAGCAGCUCCGUGACAAACAAAUAACUUAAACACCAAACUUAAUAAAACAGCUCCGGUAAAGCUACAAAACGCAGCAGCUCCUUGUGUUUUCUACAUCGGGAAGCUCGCUGAUUGUCUUCAGCUCGUCGGUUAGCCCGGCUAGCUGCGUUAGCUGCUGAAGGAAGUUACUAACAGGCUCAACUCCAAGCUAACUAACCGAAGCUGACAUUUCUCUUGACGGGAGCACGACAAACCAAAAGCAGACAUGCAGGAUCUACUGGCCAACGUGGAUCAUAUCAAGUUUGACCUGGAGAUCGCUGUGGAGCAGCAGCUGGGGGCGCAGCCGCUGCCUUUCCCCGGCAUGGACAAGUCCGGCUCUGCUGUGUGUGAGUUCUUCAUGAGAGCAGCGUGUAUAAAAGGCGGGAUGUGUCCGUUCCGUCACAUCAGUGGAGAGAAGACGGUGGUGUGUAAGCACUGGCUCAGAGGACUGUGUAAGAAAGGAGACCAGUGCGAGUUUCUCCACGAGUACGACAUGACCAAGAUGCCUGAAUGCUACUUUUACUCCAAGUUUGGUGAGUGUAGCAACAAGGAAUGUCCGUUCCUGCACAUUGAUCCCGAGUCCAAGAUCAAAGACUGCCCCUGGUACGACCGAGGCUUCUGCAAACACGGUCCUGACUGCAGACACAGACACACAAGGAGGGUGAUCUGUGUGAAUUACCUGGUGGGCUUCUGUCCAGAAGGAAAAUCCUGUAAAUUUAUGCAUCCCCGUUUUGAGUUGCCGAUGGGAGCUUCUGAACAGCCUCCUCUACCACAACAAACCCAGAACCAGACAAAGCCUGUACCUACCAUCGGCCGCUCCUCGCUCUCUCUAAUCCAGUUGACCAACUCCAGUCCAGGCCAGCGGCCGCAGAACCACGUCAUGAACGCCGGUGCUCAGCAAAAUAACAUGACGUCCAACAGAGGGCCUCGGCCACUGGACCAGGUCACCUGUUACAAGUGUGGAGAGAAGGGCCACUACGCCAACAAAUGCACUAAAGGCCACCUCGCCUUCCUGAGUGGACAGUAACCUUCAGUCUCAAGGUCCUAACACCGCAGUGCUGUAGCUCGCCUCCCUGAUGUGAGCAGAGGAGAUGAGAGGAAGAGUAGCUGAAGAGAUGAAGCCCCUCUGCUCCAAAGACUCAAGUUCAACUUAAAGACUUUAACUGCCGCUCUUGUGUGUGUCAUUUCAUACAGACACAGGCAGGAGGGAAGAUAAACAUAGCUACUUUUUCGGUAUUUUGCCUCUUUCAAAAAAACAUGGAUACAUGAAAAUGACAACAAGCAAAAAAAAGACACUGAUGUCACCAUCUGUGUGGCUGUGGUUGAAUGACCUGACUUGCGGGUUAGUCUAAAGUUUUCUAUGUUUGUACUGUAUGGAACACCGACUCUGAAAAAACAGGCACCCAGGGAAACAGGUGCAGAGCUUAAACAUGUUGCUGCUUUUUUUACAGCAUAUUCCUGUUUCCUCAGGUCAUGUGACUGCAUCUGUGAUACCAAACUACUGUUCCUGUUCUGCUAAUCUGAGUAAAUCUCUGACAGUGUAAGUGAAAUAAACCACAGAAAUGUGAUAAGUGCCAGUAGGAAUGUAAAUGGCCGUUUGUACUUUCAACUGUUGUAGUUAAUCAGACUCUGAAUGGAGCUCUGUACACCUUGCAUUAUCUGAAAACCUCUAAAAUUUAGACUAUUGCAUUAGUCAAACAUAAGACUUGUCACCCUCAACUACAUAUUUGUGGUUUUUUGCAAACAUUUUAAAUCCUGGAAAUAGUUCAUUAUUCUCCAGUUGUGUGUGUGUGGAGGCCCUACGUUCUGAAAUCUGAAUACACAUAUUUUAACUUAAAGGAAACGUGGAGGGUGAAGCAGCUCAGCUCAAGUUGUAUCUCAGAGGAUUACUUUCAUUAUUUUGCUGACAGUGGAUACAGUCUGAACAUAUUCUCACAAUCUGUACAGUGUGUACAAAUAAAUGUUUGUUACAGAUGUA
Thunnus maccoyii (southern bluefin tuna) is the source of this 2093-nucleotide messenger RNA. RefSeq names its product cleavage and polyadenylation specific factor 4 (gene cpsf4). The record is from RefSeq and is a predicted model, not a curated record. NCBI's taxonomy places the organism in Eukaryota, Metazoa, Chordata, Actinopteri, Scombriformes, Scombridae. Bases 342 to 1142 code for a protein of 266 amino acids. The transcript has 8 exons. Gene Ontology annotation, molecular function: zinc ion binding; RNA binding.